Saprolegnia parasitica CBS 223.65 is the source of this 1747-nucleotide messenger RNA. RefSeq lists its product as hypothetical. Bases 1 to 1668 code for a protein of 555 amino acids. The record is from RefSeq and is a predicted model, not a curated record. The transcript is spliced from 4 exons. Gene Ontology annotation, cellular component: membrane. Gene Ontology annotation, molecular function: xenobiotic transmembrane transporter activity; antiporter activity. Gene Ontology annotation, biological process: transmembrane transport. NCBI's taxonomy places the organism in Eukaryota, Oomycota, Saprolegniomycetes, Saprolegniales, Saprolegniaceae.
AUGGCAACCAGCAGCAACAGUUCGCCGCCGUCGCCGAUCAAUGUACAUGCGCGCCUUCUGAGCCGCCCGCGAGAGGACUAUGCGACGUUCGACGCGCCGGCUGGCACGCUCCAUAGCUCGGUGCGCCACCUUGUGAAUACGCACGCAACCGAAGCGGCCGCGAUCUCGAAAAUGGCGUGGAAGGUGAGCGUCGCGACGCUCUGUCGCACGUUCUUGCCCGCGAUCACCGCCGCCUUCUUGGGUCACUUGGGCUCGACCGAGCUGGCGGCAAGCGCGCUCGCCAACAUCUGGGUCUCAGGUCUCCAAACCGUCAUCUACGGCUUCUCGGUCUCGCUCUGCACGCUCUGUGGCCAAGCGUACGGCGCGCGCAACUAUGAGCUGGUGGGUAUCUGGUUCCAGCUCGGCGUCGUGUCCCUAUCGCUGCUGUCGAUCCCCAUGUGCAUAUCGUUCUACCACGUCGACUACAUUUUGUGCUACAUCAGCGACGACCCGCGCGUCCUCACGCUCGCGACGCAGUUUUCGCGCUACUCGAUCCUGAGCGUCUGGCCGCAGUGCUUCAACUGCGCGCUACGACAGUACUUGCAAGCGCAAGAGAUUGUGACGCCUGGCACGGUCGUGAGCUCUGUGAGCGUCGUGCUGUGCAUUGGCGCCAACUACCUCUUCAUCUACCACUGGGAUCUCGGCUUUAUCGGGUCGCCGCUCGCCCAGCUCGUGGCUGACGUCUUCCAGCCCGUCGCGCUCUUCUUAUACGCGUGCGUCUACCGGAAACACCACACGGAAACGUGGUUUGGGUGGACGUGGGCGUGCAUUCGGCGAGACCGCGUCCAGCGCUUUCUGUGGCUCUCGUUCACGAUGACACUCAACGUCGCGAUGGACGAGUGGAUCUACUCGGCCGUGACCGCUGUCGCGGGCUACCUCGGGCCGCUCAACCUCGCGGCCAACAGCGUUUUGUAUACGCUGUGGAACCUCGUCUACAGCAUCUACUGGGGCUUUGGCUUGCCGACGCAAGUCCGCGUCGCCAACUUUCUCGGCGCCAACAGCCCGCGCGCAGCGCAGCACACCAUGCGUGUCGGGUUUGUGCUGGGCGGCGUCGCUGCAUUUGGAUCGGCGGGCCUCUUUUACGCGUGUCAGCGCCCGAUCAUUGCAUUCUUCACGCCCGACGACGCACUCGCCGACCUCAUUGCGUCCAACAUGCUCCUCUUCGGCCUUGCGGUCGGGCUCUCGGGGCUCCACAUCGUGCUCGCGAGCGUCCUCGAGGCCAUGUCGAUGGCCAAGACGCUCCUCUGCAUCACCGCGUCCGGCUCGUGGGGCGUCAUGUUCCCCAUGUCCUAUUUCCUCGGCCUCUCGAUCGGCCUCGGUCUCUCGGGGCUCUGGCUCGGCAGCAUCUGCGGCGAGCUCGCCAAGUUUGUUUUGAUCGUGCGCGCCCUCCACAAGGUCAAUUGGCGCCGCGCGGCUCGCAAAGCCAUGCGCGAAUGUGGCGACGACCACAUCAAUGAAGAGGACGCUGCGAUGGCGCGACUCUCGAUCGGAACGGCGACACCGACGCUGUUUAGCCCCGUCAUCUCUCGGCGCAUGAACGAAGCCGACUACGACCGGUCGCGGAGCCAGUCCGAGACCGAAGUGGACGAAAGCGACGACGCCAGUCGACCGCGUGCAUUUUCUUGCUAGUGUAGUAUACUACUAGGUAAAGAAUUGCACCUUGACCUUGAGAAGGGGUCCGAGGGCAAAAACAAGGUUGUUUUGGUCC